ACACCACGAAGUCACAAACUGAGCCAAUCCCUACCACAACCAUUCAUUCACCCAACUCACUCUCCUAACGACUUUCCUACCUACCUUUUUCGCACUACACACACAAACACCUAACACUAACACAUGACACUUCUCGUUUUCUUAGUGCCACGUAGCUCCUCCUCCUUCUUCAAUGGCCGCAUCUCUCACCUUCUCCAGACUCCUCGCCUCUCCCACCACCCCCCACUAUCUCUCCUCCACCGCCCUCUUCCCACCCAAAUCCCUCUCUUCUAAACUCCCCCUCUCCCCUUUUUCCCUCAAAUUCAACCACUCCAAACCCUUCAAACCCUGCACCUUUCACACUCCCUCCUACGCCACCAAAUCCACCACAAUCUCUGCCACUAUCGCCGUCGGCGACAAGCUCCCGGAAGCGACCUUCUCCUACUUAGACGACGCCGGCGAGGUUCAAACCACCACCAUCUCCGACCUGACGAAAGGCAAAAAGGCCAUCCUCUUCGCAGUCCCGGGAGCCUUCACACCAACCUGCUCGCAGAAGCACGUUCCAGGAUUCGUGGAGAAGUCAGCGGAACUGAAGGCGAAAGGCGUGGACACAAUCGCAUGUAUUUCGGUCAACGAUGCAUUCGUGAUGAAGGCAUGGAAGAAGGACCUGAAAGUCAACGACGAGGUUCUGUUACUUUCUGACGGUAACGGAACGUUCACGAAGGCCAUUGGGUGCGAGUUGGAUCUGAGCGAUAAGCCCGUUGGGCUUGGUGUUAGGUCAAGGAGGUACGCACUCUUAGCGGAAGACGGUGUCGUUAAGGUCUUCAAUUUGGAAGAAGCUUCUUUGAAAAACAACGGUGCCACCACCACCACCACCAAUGAUUCCGUUGAAACUAGCUCCCUUGAAGAUGAAUCUUCUCGCAAUUCGUCUUCUUCGGAUGAUUCCUUUGCUUUUCUUCGUCGAUUCGGAGAUAGGUGGCUUAAAUUCGAUGAACUGGGGAAGGAAAUACUGUCCAUUGCACUACCUGCAGCUUUGGCAUUGGCAGCUGAUCCACUUACCUCACUGAUCGACACAGCGUUUGUCGGCCACAUAGGGCCUGCUGAAUUGGCUGCAGUUGGGGUUUCAACUUUUGUGUUUAAUUUGGUGUCAAAAAUAUUUAACAUUCCUUUACUUAAUAUUACCACAUCCUUUGUUGCCGAGGAACAGGCACUGAUCAGCAAGGAUUCCAGUCAAACUGAUGAAAGUAGUAAGCUUUAUAAGAAAGCUACACCUCUUUAAUAGUCUGACUAGUUUUCCAGACAUGGCCAUAGGUUCCCUUAUUUAGAUGCCUCUACUGACGGUUUUGUUCCACGUUGGUAUCAUCUAGAUUUUGGUGGCAAAUACCAAAGCAAGAGGCGUAUUCCUUCAGUAUCAACUUCUUUAGCUGUUGCUGCUACUCUUGGAAUUGCUGAAACUGUGCUUCUUUCCCUUGGUUCUGGCAUCAUUAUGAACAUCAUGGGUAUACCUGCUGUAUGUCAACCUUGGCCGAUUAUUGAUCAAUAAUUACCUUGUAUAUUUAUUUUGUGUCGGCAUGUUAUUUUCUUC
Messenger RNA from Arachis stenosperma, 1564 nucleotides. Its product is annotated as peroxiredoxin-2E, chloroplastic-like. Gene Ontology annotation, molecular function: thioredoxin peroxidase activity. Lineage: Eukaryota; Viridiplantae; Streptophyta; Magnoliopsida; Fabales; Fabaceae. Gene Ontology annotation, cellular component: cytoplasm. Gene Ontology annotation, biological process: cellular response to oxidative stress; hydrogen peroxide catabolic process; cell redox homeostasis. The record is from RefSeq and is a predicted model, not a curated record. Bases 173 to 1258 code for a protein of 361 amino acids. The transcript has 4 exons.